CCCCCCCCCCCCCCCCGUCCGCCUCCCAGCCGCUGGGCCCAGCAGCGCCACUCGCGCUCCCCGAGUGCCACAUCACUGCGCCCUCCCGCGCAUCCGCGCAUCUGUGCCCACCAUGCCUACAACGCCGCUGCUGCUGGCUGCGCUAGCUGCUUUGGCCGCGCUGGCCGUUGCUGCGUACUCCAGCUGCUCGCCUGGACCUGACCCCUCCGCCACCUGUGUGGACCUGCAUCUCAGGACCUGUGCGGAUGCGGCCUAUAACCAUACAUCGUUCCCCACACCCCUGGAGCACCGUUCGUGGGAGGCAGUGGAGGCCAGCCCUGAAUACACACUGUUGGGUGUGCUGCACUUUCUCCUGGAGGGUCAGUGCAACCCUGAUCUGCGGCUGCUAGGGUGCUCUGUGCUGGCCCCCAGAUGCCAAGGAGGCCACACACAAAGGCCCUGCCGCCGUGUCUGUGAGGGCCUGCGGGAGGCCUGCCAGCCAGCCUUUGACGCCAUCGACAUGGCCUGGCCCUACUUCCUAGACUGUACCCAAUACUUUGCACCAGAGGAGGAAGGCUGCUAUGACCCUCUCGAACAGCUCCGGGGAGAGCUGGAUGUCGAGGAGGCUCUGCCCUCUGGCCUGCCACCUACCUUCAUUCGCUUCGCCCACCACUCCUAUGCUCAGAUGGUCCGGGUACUGAAGAGGACAGCGGCCCGCUGCUCCCAGGUGGCCAAGACGUACAGCAUCGGGCGCAGCUUUGAAGGCAAGGACCUGGUAGUCAUCGAGUUCUCAAGCCGUCCAGGCCAGCAUGAACUGAUGGAGCCUGAGGUGAAGCUCAUUGGGAACAUCCAUGGCAACGAGGUGGCAGGACGGGAAAUACUCAUCUACCUGGCCCAGUACCUGUGCUCCGAGUACCUGCUGGGCAACCCCCGCAUCCAGCGCCUGCUGAACACCACCCGCAUCCACCUGCUGCCGUCCAUGAACCCUGAUGGCUACGAGGUGGCGGCUGCAGAGGGUGCUGGCUACAACGGCUGGACCAGUGGGAGGCAGAAUGCACAGAACCUGGAUCUGAACCGCAACUUCCCUGACCUCACGUCAGAGUACUACCGGCUGGCCUCCACUCGCGGUGUGCGCACGGACCACAUCCCCAUCUCGCAGUACUACUGGUGGGGUAAGGUGGCCCCCGAGACCAAGGCCAUCAUGAAGUGGAUACAGACCAUUCCCUUCGUCCUCUCAGCCAGCCUGCAUGGGGGUGACCUGGUGGUAUCCUACCCCUUCGACUUCUCCAAGCACCCCCAUGAGGAGAAGAUGUUUUCUCCCACUCCGGAUGAGAAGAUGUUUAAGCUGCUGGCCAGAGCCUAUGCUGAUGUCCACCCCAUGAUGAUGGACAGGUCGGAGAACAGGUGUGGGGGCAACUUCCUGAAGCGGGGGAGCAUCAUCAACGGGGCGGACUGGUACAGCUUCACUGGAGGUAUGUCUGACUUCAACUACCUACACACCAACUGCUUUGAGAUCACAGUGGAGCUGGGAUGUGUGAAGUUCCCACCAGAGGAGGCGCUCUACGGCCUGUGGCAACACAACAAGGAGCCCCUACUGAACUUCCUGGAGAUGGUACACCGAGGAAUCAAGGGUGUGGUGACAGAUAAAUACGGAAAGCCCGUCAAAAACGCACGGAUUCUAGUGAAAGGCAUCCGCCAUGACGUCACCACAGCCCCUGAUGGUGACUAUUGGAGACUCCUUCCCCCGGGUUCGCACAUCGUUAUUGCUCAGGCCCCUGGCUACUCCAAGGUAAUGAAGAGAGUCACCAUUCCCUUGCGCAUGAAGAGGGCCGGCCGUGUGGACUUCAUCCUCCAGCCUCUGGGGACAGGACCUAAGAACUUCCUUCCUGGACCUUCAAGAGCCUUACCUCGGUCCCUGGAUCCACAGGGAGCGCCUGCACAGCUGGAUUUUGAGCCCCCCAGGGCGCGUAGGCAGCCAGCUAGUGGGAGCAAGCCAUGGUGGUGGGCUUACUUCACAUCCCUGAGUCCACACAAGCCACGCUGGCUUCUUAAGUACUAGCACCCCUCUCAGGCCCAGCCCUGAUGUCCACCUCCACGGCCCGGGCUUCUGUCUGGAGUCUGCCAGCCACAGACAUCACACACAGCCUCUGCGGCUUAUUAAAGUGUGUUUACCCACUGUGA
Messenger RNA from Rattus norvegicus (Norway rat), 2160 nucleotides. It is a transcript of the gene Cpz, whose product is annotated as carboxypeptidase Z. NCBI's taxonomy places the organism in Eukaryota, Metazoa, Chordata, Mammalia, Rodentia, Muridae. Gene Ontology annotation, molecular function: metallocarboxypeptidase activity; zinc ion binding. Gene Ontology annotation, cellular component: extracellular region. The record is from RefSeq and is a predicted model, not a curated record. Gene Ontology annotation, biological process: proteolysis.